AUGAAGAGGCUCUCAUCAACUUGGCUGGGCCUUGCUCUGCUCCUGAGUGCUCUCACACAAGCUUCCAGAGACCCCGGUCAGGCUCUGCUGACGCUUCCAGUCAAUCUUCCAGGCUAUCUGGACAGGUGCAAUGACAGCAACGCUAUUUCCUACCUGAUAUCUAAAACAACACAACGCGACUCAAUAUACUCUGAGGCAGUUCAGCUCCUCGAAUCCAUUACUAUAUCGUCUUCAUGCACUCGUAUCGCAGCAACGAGGCUUGUGACCUCAUGUCAGUCUUUUGGAGGCACAGCAAAUGGGAAUGAUGAGCCUCAAGAGACCCUGGAUCGCAUUCGGUCUGUCUACGCUGCCCGCCUCGCGAUUUGUGAACUCGAAGGUACAGGUGCCUCUGUUCCCGCGCCUUGCCUCCCAGUGACACUUUCACCUCCAGAAUCGAAGAUUCGAUUCGGGUUCAUGCAAUCAUCGAGUGUUCCUGACACCGGUACAAAUCUAGUGCCCAAGGAGCUCCUUGAGCAGUGUCUCAAGGCAUUAGAAUCACGGCCCCAAUGGUGGACCUCCUACAGCAACAGUAGGCAGAAUGCAAUGGUCAUCUGUCAAGCUUCGCGGAUCGAGGCUGAGAAAGAGGAGCUGCUGGAUCUUCAUCGUUCUAUACUGAGAAGUAGCAUCAAGCUGGAUGAAGGAAUUCACCAGGCUUUGCACAAUGCCGCAACAGAAGCCUCAAAACAUGAUGCCUUUCUACAGGCUGUCCAAUUGCUACAAAAAAAGCUUUUAACAGAUAUGGAGGCCAGUCAAUCUUUUUUCCAGCAAACACUUGGAGGCUUCCUUCGUGAGAUUGAACUUGGAAUUGAAAGAGUCGCUGCUGUUGUUGCUUCGGCCCUAGGUUAUGUGCAGGCAGAGACGGUGGUGCUCGAAGAGAACAUUCAAAAUGCCUCCAGUGAGGUCGACAAGCUCCAACAGACGCUGCAACUUGCGCACCAAGAUGCCCUAUCCAGGAGCGAGCUGGCUCUCCGCACACAUGAAAACAACAUUCAUGCUUAUCAAGAACUCGCUUCGUUACUACAACUAUCACUUGAGUCGCUGGUUGAGACAGAUAUAGCAGGACUCUCCCAGAGUAUAGGCAGAUUCGAUGCUUCCUUGGAAUGGCUCACAAGCCGACUUCUUCUGAUCCUCGAGCAAGAGAACCAGAUAGCCGAACGACUGCGAACUUUAGAAACGACCAUGGAACAAUCGCAAGCGAAAGCCAAUGAGCUGCAAAAUGCGCAGAUUAUGCAGGUCCAAGCGCUCGCAGCUCAAUCGCAGAUUCAAAAGGAAAUGCAACACAACUCGCAAGUCUCCCAAGCUUUGCUGGACCAGGCCACCACGGCUGCUUUCAAUCUACACGCCCUCAUCGACGAAGCCGCCACUAAAUAUAAGCGCAUCCCGGAUUUGCAGUUCGGCGGUCUCUCUACCUGGACCCUCGCCGGUGCUCUUCUCAUCCUUAUUGGAGCCCACAAUAUGAAAGCUGCCGUUAGUCUCUUUUUCCUGGUAUUCGGUGAGCACCCUCUUUAA
This is a messenger RNA of Penicillium maclennaniae, 1548 nucleotides long. RefSeq lists its product as uncharacterized. Gene Ontology annotation, cellular component: endoplasmic reticulum membrane. The transcript is spliced from 5 exons. The record is from RefSeq and is a predicted model, not a curated record. Lineage: Eukaryota; Fungi; Ascomycota; Eurotiomycetes; Eurotiales; Aspergillaceae. Bases 1 to 1548 code for a protein of 515 amino acids. Gene Ontology annotation, biological process: karyogamy involved in conjugation with cellular fusion; nuclear membrane fusion involved in karyogamy.